GGUCGUGUCAGAACAAAGACCGUUAAGAGGGGAUCCCGUGUAAUUAUUGAAAAAUAUUAUCCACGCCUUACCCUUGACUUUCAAACAAAUAAAAAAAUAUGUGAUGAAGUUGCUAUCAUUCCAUCUAAGAGGCUUAGAAACAAGAUUGCAGGCUUUACCACCCAUUUAAUGAAACGUAUUCAACGUGGUCCAGUUCGUGGUAUAUCUUUCAAAUUGCAAGAAGAAGAGCGUGAACGUAAAGAUAAUUACGUCCCAGAGGUUUCUGCUUUGCAAGUUGAAAAUAUUGAAAUUGAUCCCGAUACUAAGUACGUGUCUUUGAACUUUGAAAAUUUGGCUGGAGUUACGGUAUCAGCUCCUGUUGCACUUAAUACAUUAGCUGAACGUCCUCGUGGUGCAAGGAGAGGUGAUCGUGCUACACGUCAACAACUUGAAACUUGA
Messenger RNA from Diversispora eburnea, 438 nucleotides. NCBI's taxonomy places the organism in Eukaryota, Fungi, Glomeromycota, Glomeromycetes, Diversisporales, Diversisporaceae. The record is from the annotation of a GenBank genome assembly.